CUGGAUGGUACUGACGAAUUUUGAACCUUUGCUAAAGACUUCAAGGUUUGAGAGUUUAACUAUCAAUGGCUGCCGGGAACUUGAUUUCGAUACGAUAGAAGGGAAUAUGAGGAAAGUUGCAAUCAAAAACUGCGACUUUUCCAUUAACUGCACCUUUGACCUCCCUAGAGUUGACAUACUCAAGUACUCUGGAGAUCUUUUCCGCUUCGAAUUCGAUAAUAUGAAUACCAUCAUAAGCGAAGUUGAAUUUGAUUUCCGGGUGUUGGACAAUAACAAUGAUGAAUCAAAUGAUUCGACCACCGCAGAAGGAGGCAUGCUUUGUCAUCUCCUUAACAAUCUCCUUGAUGAUGGUGGUCGAACUGCUACGACCUUAACGGUCUGUCCGUUUCUACUCAAGAUGAUUCCAAGAUCUGAGCAUCCACAUUUUCUUCGCCCGAUGGAAACAAAACAUUUAGUGCUGAAGACGGAAUUGCAUCCGAGAGAGUUCAAUGGAAUUAGGCUUCUUCUCCUUAAUUGCCCAAAAUUGGAAACACUCACUAUAGAUUUGCUUCCUCCAAGCCCCAUUGCAACGGCUUCAUCAUAUGCUGGCAUAGAUCCACAGACAUACUGGAUGCAAAACAUAUCAUAUGAGUGUCAGAGAGAGACUCUGAAAGCAGUUGUGGUGAAGAACUUCGCUGGUGGAGAAAAUGAGCUGCACAUAGUGAAGUUUUUUAUUCAGUCUGAAUGUGAGCAUCUGGAGAGAGUUGAGCUGUACAUGCCGUUUGAUUUGGACGAGGGUCGAAAGAUGUUUGCAAAUGCCAAAUCUGAAAUGCUGCAACGCAGUUCCAACCGUGUCCAAGUUGUUGUGCACAAUUCUUGAAGAGGUGAUCUAUUCAAGACUUUACUACCGGGUUUACUUUGCCAUUUAAUAAUGUUUUCGAGUCUGUUUUAAUAACUUCAAGAAUGGAUGUUCUUGUUUGAAUCUGUUAAGUUUGUUUCGGUUUAUUUGUUUUAUGAAUAAGAGCCUCAUGAAAAACGAGGGCUUGGUUAUCUCUAUGAACCAAAGAAAAACUUUGAUCUCUUUUAAAGAUUUGGUUAUUGUUUCCUGCUUAAUUUCAUUUUAGUUCAUGUUCCGUUAUUGUUGUUCCUGCUUAAUGUCAUCUUUAGUUCGUAUUCGAUUUUGGUUUUGUUUAAUUCAAGGAAUAUGUACUAUAAAGAUGUAUAUGCAAGAACUCAAUUUCUAGUUAAAACCUGUGGUUUUUCUUCUCUUUUUUUUUUUUUGCUUUUGGUGCAUCUUUGGCUUAGUUAAAUUGAUAAUGUACCAGUUCUCUUGUUAUGAAAAUUGUUUUUUUUAAAUAAAAUUGUUUAUAUUAGUAUAUUAAUUAAUUGAUAUUUUUUAUCUUGUUCAUAAGUUGAAUUUUCUCCAAUUUUUUUUUUCUUUUUUUGGCAUCUAUAUAUUUUGUGCUUUCAGUUUUGUUACUGAUGAGAUUCAAGAGCCUAUAUAUCUUAUCAAUAAAUAUAUAUAUCUUAUCAAACAAUCUAGGGAAUUUCAGUUAAGAAAACACCCAUAUUUUCCAUGUUGUUUGUCUCCUUCCUUCUUCUGUCUUUGCUCUUCUUCUUUGUGUGUUUGUUUCGAAAUUUAAAUCUGCCCACAUUGGUAUGUAAAAAACCAAUGAUCCUCCAAAUGCAACCAAAGAUCUUGUUUCAUUUAUAUGUAAUUUUCCAAGACAAACAUCACACACACACAGAUAUAUAUAUAUAUAUAUAUAUUGUCUCAUAGCUGAGCUCUAUAUUUCCUUUCACCAUAAACUGCCUCAAGUGUAAUUCUGAUCAAUACUGGCCAAACAUAUUCACUUCAUCUCUUUCUCUUGAAGACUGUGCAUGAAACUCUUUUUCAGAAAGAAGCUCGAUUAAGAAAGGUUAAAUCAGAAUGAUCGCUCUUGAACGUGUUUCAGUUACUCCGUUUCUGAGGCUUCCACGAAGCUGUUAUCUAUAGCAUGAUAUAAGAAAAACAAUGCACACAAACAACUCUAACAACUGUGAGCAUCUAUAUAUUUUAUUCCUAAAACCUAGAGAUAAAACUGACUGUGUUUUAAUAUCUUGCCUGGUUAGUGGUUAUACCAUCCAAAGACACUGCCAAACAAAAGAAAAUCAAGACUUAAGGAAAAGGAUGGGAAUUAGUAACCAACAAAUGGAAAACGUUAAAAAGCCUAAAAAUCGCCUAUAAAGCCGAAAAACCUGCAUUGCAAAUGUUUUGUUUUGGCUACCGUUAAGGGAUUUUUUUAAAAAGGAUUUACAAAGAACCAAUUGAUGUGAGGUUUAAAAAAAAAGACGAAGAACCAAUUGAUGUGUUGGACCACGUGGUUACCCAUCAAAACAAACUUGACCACCCUUAUGAAACUCAUGAUGUGCCUGGUCCUAACUAAACCAAAUCUGUGGAAAAAUGACCACUAAAGGACAAAGAGAAUGCCAAUGUCUUUUACUUAGCCAUGCUUCAACUUGUCAAACUAGCUCUCUGCAUAGUAUCGGAAGCACAGGUUCAUCAAGUAUUCGCUAAAGCUUGUCACUAGUAAUAACAUCGGAAAUAGCCACGGAUGAGCCACUAAAUUUCUGUGGCUAUAAAAAAAAGAGCCACUAAUAACCCACGAUAAAGCCACGAACCCAAAAGACCACGACUUUGUUGAAUCCGUGGUUACACCGUUGCAAAACCAGCCAUGAUAUAUCCACGAAUUAUCAGCGGCUACGGCAGUCACGCUCUAGUUACUAAAUUUAUGUGGCUAUGUUGCCACGAAUUGAUCCUGUAGCUAGUUAGUGGCUAGUUAGCCACGAUUGGCCACCGGACAUUUAGUGGCUAGUUUUUGGUGCCGAAAUUAAAGUAGUUUGGCACACUUUUUAUGUAGCUGGCCCGUGACUCUAUGACACCAUCAACGUCCUGUCACUCAAAGGACAGAAUAUAUUCAAAAAUGAGAUAGUUAUGUAGCCAUUGAAUAUUUCGUGGCUGGUUAGUGGCUACAUUUCAAUUAUAUAAAUCAACGCGGUUCUCGUUAUUAACAUAUCACCUAAUAAUCAACUUCCAAUGUUCUUCUCUUCAUCUACUUCCGAAAGACUUUUUAAGUUACGAAACUAUUAACUAUGAAAAAAUUCCUAAUCACAAUGUCAAGUUAUUUUCAGUCAAGAGAGUGGAUGGAUCAUCAAAUCGAUUCUGAAAAUAAUUGUGUUUCAAGUGAGUUUAUUGAAGGUAUUAAUUUUUUUAUUCAGUUUGCUUGUAAUCAAGCAUGUUACUUGGAACGAAACAUAUUAUUGUGUCCAUGUGCGCGAUGCAAGAACACUAAACAACUGGAAGCAAGAGUUGUAUCCAAACAUCUUUUUUCAUUUACGAAUUUAAGGGACACUAUUAUAUCUGGACGAGUCAUGAAGAAAAACUGUUUUGAUGUUGGCGAAUCUUCAGGAGCAAAUAAUAUCAAUGAUGAAGAUGGAAUGUGUGAAGGUCAAAAUGUCCAUGGCCAUGGCAACUACGGAUAAUUUCGUGGCUAACAGUGGUUAAUACUCUUUUUUUGUCACUGAAAAUUUUAUUAGAAACCUCUAAAAAAAGAAAUAAGCUCAAAGCAAUGCCCCAAAUCAGAAAGUCUAUUACAAAGAGAAAAGACUUGGAAAGCCUUUUUUUGCUAAAUCAUUGGCAACUAAGUUGUCCGAUCUAGAAACAUGAUAGAUAGAUAUUGUUGCAUCACAAGAGGAGAUCGAUUGAAUGUUGUUCACCAUUCCAAUGAUUUUUUUUGAAUGAAAGUUUCCGGAGAUCGCUCUGAUGAGCGUUAAACUAUCGGAAAAAACCUUGAGUGUGGAGAACUCUAAGAUUAGUGCCAUGCAAAAUGCCGAUCGAAACAUGGUGGCCUCUGCAACAAGGGUAUGAAGCCCUAUUUGACUUUAUUUGACACUGAAACAUACAUGAACCGCUUUGAAUCCACCAAAGCUUAUGAAGAGACUAGGUGAAUCUUCGAUAACAUGCAUGUGAUUUUAUGUUUUUAAGCUUAUAAAGAUAUAAAUUUACCGUUUUAUUUUAUCAGAUAACACGUGAUUUUAUGUUUUUCUUAUUAUGUACUGUAAAUCGUGUUUACAUACUUGCUUUCUGCCGUCGGGAAAAAAAAUUGGUUGUUUUCUGAAAGUUAGAAUCAUUUUUUGGGUCAAUUUUAAAGUCAGAAUCUCAUAUAUGACAAUUUAUGGAAUGAAAUAUAUUUUGGUAAAUGUAAAUAAACAGAAUAACUGUAUUAUUGGGUGGAUUAAGUGGCCUUUCGUUGUUAAAAGAGUGGGCUUUCUAUUUGGAUCCACAUAAAAAUAAAAAAAAAUAGAAAUAUCAAAGCCAGGUUUCGAUCCUGGGACCUGUGGGUUAUGGGCCCACCACGCUUCCGCUGCGCCACUCUGAUAUUUUUGUUCAAUCUUUUAUCGUUAGUAAACUUUACUUUUAUCAAAACUCCAUUCAACAGGAGUUCAGAUCACUGAAGUUUGCAUGCUACCUAUAAUGGAGGUUUUAUCAGUUUACAGGAGCUAUGCAACCACCUUCGUCAGAGAAGGAAAAAAAGAAGAGCGUGAAGCUGUGACUGAAAGUGAUUGUCUUCAAGCUAUGCAUCUCCUCGUCCUCAAGAUCCUAAUGCGUAAUAUAAUGGGCAGUUACAGUUUCUAUAGCAACGGCAGGUAACUCAACUACAC
Molecule: messenger RNA, 4680 nt
Organism: Brassica rapa (field mustard)
Lineage: Eukaryota; Viridiplantae; Streptophyta; Magnoliopsida; Brassicales; Brassicaceae
Product: putative F-box/LRR-repeat protein At5g54820
Source: RefSeq, a predicted model, not a curated record